AUGGCCAAUGAUAGAGAAGUAUUGCGAGAAAUAUGGGACGGAAAACUGCCUAUUUGUUUUCAAUUGGCUCAAGAAGAGAUUAUGGAAAUACAACAACCUGAUCCAUUUUAUGUGAUGGUUCCACGACUAAGUUAUUUCCCUCUCGUGACGGAUAAGAUGAAAAGACAUUUUUUACGCUAUAUAUCUCAAGAAAACGCUGACAAUGAGAUGUGGUUAGAUUAUAAUGGACAACCCCUAAAAUGGCAUUACCCUAUAGGAUUUCUUUACGACUUAUAUUGUGGCCAUGAUCCUCAACUACCUUGGAAUUUAACUGUGCAUUUUAUGAAAUUCCCAGAAGAAAUCCUGCUUCGUUGUCCUAACAAGGAUGUUGUAGAAGCUCAUUUUAUGUCAACUAUAAAAGAAGCUGAUGUUCUAAAACACAGAGGGCAAGUUAUGUCCACCAUGCAGAAGAAGGAUCAUAAUCAGUUAUGGCUGGGCUUACAAAAUGAUAAGUUUGAUCAAUUUUGGGCUAUCAACAGGAGAUUAAUGGAAUCACACGGAGACAGUGAAGGAUUCAAACACAUUCCUAUAAAGAUAUAUUCUGAUGACGGCGUAUGUAAUCAACGUCUAGUCAGUCCCAAGAACACUGAUGGUAGUAGGAAAACUUUGCAGCAAAUGAUUACAGAACUCUAUCCAGAUAAAAAUAAUGUAAAAUUGAGAACACAUGGAGUGGUGAUUCCUCAUGAUACCCCACUACAAUGGCUUUCUGAACAUUUAAGCUAUCCAGACAACUUCCUUCAUUUAUGUGUAUUCUAA
This is a messenger RNA of Arctia plantaginis, 795 nucleotides long. NCBI's taxonomy places the organism in Eukaryota, Metazoa, Arthropoda, Insecta, Lepidoptera, Erebidae. The record is from the annotation of a GenBank genome assembly.